Messenger RNA from Exophiala dermatitidis NIH/UT8656, 2248 nucleotides. RefSeq names its product aquaglyceroporin like protein. Lineage: Eukaryota; Fungi; Ascomycota; Eurotiomycetes; Chaetothyriales; Herpotrichiellaceae. Bases 269 to 1363 code for a protein of 364 amino acids. The record is from RefSeq and is a predicted model, not a curated record. Gene Ontology annotation, biological process: glycerol transmembrane transport; water transport. The transcript has 5 exons. Gene Ontology annotation, cellular component: plasma membrane. Gene Ontology annotation, molecular function: water channel activity; glycerol channel activity.
CAGUCGUCUAACUCUGUUGCAUGGUUUCGCUCUGGUGUUUGGACGAAUGCCGACAUCCGGGCGUGGAACAACCAUUGCUCGAGACUAGAAUCGUCCGGCGCACAUUUGAUGGGAAUGGAAGAGGUAGUACAAUGGCAGUGAGGGACAUUGGCACAUGAUGAUUAAGCUGCGAAAUUUCUUACCGUAUGCCUUGCGCGCAUGGCAAUGACGUCGAAGGCGUUCAGGCGGGUGAGUGACAAAAGACUUGACAGUUUGUCACUGCCCAUCCAUGAUUGGCUCGUGUAAUCGGAACGUGGCCUCCUUCGGCGACUUGCCUUCCAUGGCACCCGCUCAUAAGAUGGUUGAGACGGACGGCAAGGCAAGGUACCCAAGAUCAUCGCAACGACUUUAUUUCCGAUUGCGCCGGAGCCUGCAGUACUUAUCACUCGCAUUUCCAGGGUCUUUCUGCCUUGCACAUCAUUUCCUAAUCAAAAUGCACGAAAGCGAGGGCGCCAGCCAUGCGUGUAAUUUUAUAUGUCGGCUGAGAAGAUGGACCGGCCCCAAAGAUGAGAGGACCGGGGCCAACGAUACAUAUCAAGGAAUGAUUUCUGUGUGGAGGUGGUUUCGCUCCUCCCUUCGAGAACCAUGUGCAGAAUUCCUCGGGACGCUGGUCAUGGUACUGUUUCUGGAGGGCGUUGUUGCCCAAAUCACCAUUUCCGAUCGAAAAAAUGGCUCGUAUUUGUCGAUCAGCAUUGUCACGGGCAUCGCGGUCAUGCUGGGGAUGUUAAUUGCAGGUCCGGUCUCGGGGGCCCAUCUGAAUCCGGCGAUUACUCUUGCUUUUGUCGCAUUCGGGCGGUUCCCUCUUCGAAAGGCUCCUGGAUUCAUCAUCUCUCAGCUUCUGGGUGGCUUUACUGGAGCAGCCCUAGUUUAUGCCAACUACAGAAGCGGCAUUGAUUUCAUUGAAAGGCACAACAUUCGCACCCAUACAACAGCAAUCAUAUUCAGCACUUACCCCCAGCCAUAUCUCACUAAACUUGGUCAGCUAUUCUCAGAGUUUCUGGCUACAGCUCUUCUGAGUAUGGGCAUAUUUUCGAUUUCGAAUACUGGGCAUGCACAAGUAAUCCGUGAUUUGGCGCCUUUGUGGGUUUUUCUCCUCAUCCUUUGCAUCGGUGGUGCACUCGGCCUCGAGACGGGUUACGCUAUGAAUAUGGCUAGAGACUUUGCCCCCCGUUGCUUUGCCUAUUUUGCUGGUUACGGGCCUGAAGUCUGGACGUAUGGGGACUAUUAUUGGUGGGUCCCUGUUGUUGCUCCAUUUUUGGGCGCCUUAUUUGGAGGACUCGUCUACAAGGCCUUUGUAUACGAUGAUGAUUUGUCGGUCAAGUAAAUACUAUGUUAUUUUGCACCCACCACCUAGUACGGUCGUACCCGGAGGGCCAGCACAUCUAAAAUCCCUGUUGUCCUUAAGCCUACACUUGUUUUGCUGCUUGGGGCGGGGGUUUCGCUCUUACAGGGCCCCCUUGAGUUCCAUCCACAAACAGAUUGAUCUCCUCAAUUUCUCGGAAUUCUUUUGCGCACCGCCUGAGACAGAUCCCAGGUGAACUAAGUGGCGUCUCCGACACCGGUAGCAACACCUAAUGUUCUUUUCUGGCUUCGGUGGAUAACCUAAAUCUCCUUCACUUACCCUGUUUCCUGUUGAUGUGUACACAGAGAAGUAAGGACCCGGAAACUAGAGCUGUGCAACUACCAAAUAUGUCAGUCUAUAUGGGAUUUCGAACCAUCAGCACAGUCAAACACAAAAUUGAGGUAAUCGAUUAAAACUCAAGUUGCGAGCCUGAAACAUGCGGACUUUACAAGUUCAGAAACUUAUUCUGCUUUGUCUGGGGUAAUUCGACAAAAUUGGAAAGGGACCAGUCCGUUAUGUCUCCAACUGAGAGGGACCGACUCAUGCUUUGACGGCAUAGAUCUUGAAUGAACCUAGAUGGCGUUUAGUAAAUGCUAAGGACAAUGGGCUUCAAGAAAUAUUGCCACACGUACCCGCCCACUCAUUGAAAUCCAAGCCAGCGAAGUCAUUUCUGCUGGCUUCGGAAGCAUCAUCUUGCUCGGCGGCCUUGUUAUUACAACAAGAAGGCGACUUCUCACAGCAGGGGUUCUUCGCGUCUGUACCACAGCAUUGGCUUGAAGUUUCAGCCCCUUUGCCCUUGUACACAUUCAAGUCAUGGUGGGCGUCGACAAUGAGAAUUUCUGUUCACAGCGGUAGAGCAUCAGCAGA